CCUCCGCCGCAUUCCCACACACCCCCAUCCCCCACGGCCCACCGCGCGGGCCCAGGCGCCCAAUCUCCAUCCCCACACCGUCGUCGUCUUCGUCUUCGUCUUCGUCUUCUGCUGCCGCUCGGCUCACCCUGGCGGCCUCGCUGUUCGAUCUCGCGCUGCGAUGGAGCGGUACGAGGUGAUCCGGGGCAUCGGGUCGGGCAACUUCGGGGUGGCCAAGCUGGUGCGGAACGUCAGGACCGAGGAGCACUUCGCCGUCAAGUUCAUCGAGAGAGGCCAGGUGUUUGGUGCAGAGGUCCUGAAAUCGAACGGCUUCAAAUUCGUCAGACAAAUUUUGGAGGUUUCUGCUUGACGUACGAGAGCAUACAUAAGUGUUGGUGUCUGCAUUUGUGCUUCUGAGUAUUUCCAGCAAAAGAGACUUUUUUCCCUUCCGGAUUGAUGAGCAUGUUGAAAGGGAGAUUAUGAACCACCGGUCACUGAAGCAUCCAAACAUAAUUAGAUUCAAGGAGGUUGUGCUAACUCCCACACAUUUGGCAAUAGUUAUGGAAUAUGCUGCUGGUGGUGAGCUAUUUGAAAGGAUUUGCAAUGCUGGGAGGUUUAGUGAGGAUGAGGCAAGGUUCUUCUUCCAACAACUGAUUUCAGGAGUGAGCUAUUGUCAUUCAAUGCAAAUAUGCCAUAGAGAUGUGAAACUAGAAAAUACUCUCUUAGAUGGCAGUGCUGCACCUCGGCUCAAGAUCUGUGAUUUUGGUUAUUCCAAGUCUUCUGUGUUGCACUCUCAACCAAAAUCAACUGUUGGCACACCUGCAUACAUUGCUCCAGAGGUCCUCACUAAGAAAGAAUAUGAUGGAAAGGUUGCUGAUGUUUGGUCCUGUGGAGUAACACUGUAUGUGAUGCUGGUCGGUGCAUAUCCAUUUGAGGACCCUGAUGACCCAAGAAACUUCCGAAAGACGAUCACUAGGAUACUCAGUGUGCAAUACUCAAUUCCAGACGAUGUUCGAGUUUCAAUGGAAUGCAGACAUCUGCUGUCUCGCAUAUUUAUCGGAAAUCCUGAGCAGAGAAUAACCAUUCCAGAAAUCAAGAAUCAUCCGUGGUUCCUCAAGAACCUGCCCAUUGAGAUGACCGACGAGUACCAACAGAACAUGCAGCUGCCAGGCAUGAACACCCCGGAGCAAAGCCUGGAAGAAGUGACGGCUAUCAUACAGGAGGCGCGGAAGCCAGGGGAAGCCACGAAGGUUGCUGGGCAGGUACCCUGCCUGGGGAGCAUGGAUCUUGACGAUGUUGAUUUGGACUAUAUCGACGACAUCGACAUCGAGAAUAGUGGUGACUUUGUUUGCGCAAUGUGAUGUUCAUGUUUGUGGUUCAACCGGUCAAGUAGUAGACUAGCAAGCGAGCUUCAGUUGGUUGUUGAUGUAUGUAGAUCCUUGGAUUAUGCUUCUAUUUGCAUCUGGAUCAGAUGCGUUCUGUAACAGAGAAAUUGGCGUCUGUGAAUUGCAUACAACAUGAACUUACAUUCUGAAAUCUAUGUAGGAAUCAUUUGUGUUCUCAGUGAUGUAUUGAAUUUGACCAUCA
This is a messenger RNA of Panicum virgatum (switchgrass), 1566 nucleotides long. Its product is annotated as serine/threonine-protein kinase SAPK1-like. Gene Ontology annotation, biological process: protein phosphorylation; intracellular signal transduction. The record is from RefSeq and is a predicted model, not a curated record. The transcript has 11 exons. Gene Ontology annotation, molecular function: ATP binding; protein serine/threonine kinase activity. The coding region runs from base 459 to 1340 and encodes 293 amino acids. Lineage: Eukaryota; Viridiplantae; Streptophyta; Magnoliopsida; Poales; Poaceae.